This is a messenger RNA of Guillardia theta CCMP2712, 2367 nucleotides long. RefSeq lists its product as hypothetical. The coding region runs from base 1 to 2367 and encodes 788 amino acids. Gene Ontology annotation, molecular function: protein binding. The record is from RefSeq and is a predicted model, not a curated record. The transcript has 5 exons. Lineage: Eukaryota; Cryptophyceae; Pyrenomonadales; Geminigeraceae.
AUGAUAGAGAAAGCUAAAUUAGAUGGAGACAGAGUUGCUGAAGCGCAAGGAUUCAAUUCACUAGGGCUUUUGUACUGCGAAAGUGGGCUGGAGUCAGAGGGUCUUCAAUGCCUCGAGACAGCACUUGAUCUUUGCAGAUCGGUCGACCAUAAGGAAGGCAUGGUUGUUGCUUUGAGCAACUUAGGAUGCUUGUACAAUCUUCUGGAGAGCUCAGAGCAUGCAAUUAAGUACUUUCAAGAAUGCUACGACUUGCUCGAAGGCGAUCCCAUCGGGCAGGGAGAGGCUCAGAUGAAGCUGAGCCUUACUUGUGCAGCCAACGGAGACAACUAUGAAGCAAUUGAACAUUGUUUACAAUGUUUGAAAAUCUGCAGACAGCUGAAGGACUGGAAUCGAGAAGCGUCUUGCCUGUUCACCUUGGGUAGUAUUUACUAUGAAGCUGGAGAAGUGCGACAGGCUGUCGAAGCUUUCGAGCAAUGUUUGGUGUUGCGCAGAAAAACUCGCGACAAGAUUGGCUUGGCGGAGGCUCUUAACAAGCUAGGCUUGACAUAUUGUGACAUAGGAUAUGACCUUCGUGCGAUGGACUACUUCGAGCAGAGUCUUGUCAUCUGUGAAGACAACGCAGACUUGCAUGGCCAGGCAGUCUGCUUGCAACAUCUGGGCAAUGUCUUCAAGAUGCAAAAGGACAACCAGCUUGCCAUUGAUUUCUUUGAACGAUGUUUGGCAGUCCGUCAGAAGGUGAAUGAUCCCAGGGGAAUAGCUGAUUGCUAUGAUAGUCUGGGGUUGGUCUAUUUUGACAUUGGGGAUGUCGAUGCAGCAAUACAGCAGUAUGAUCGAAGUUUGACACUUCGACGGGACACUGCUGAUGUUCUUGGAGAGUGUGAAUGCUACAAAUGUCUAGGAAAUUGCUACAUGCGAGCUGAAGAUAUGGAAAAGGCUGUCUUGUCUUACGAAAGAUGCUUGGAGAUACAAAGGCAAUUCAAUGCCAGUGCCCACUCGGGUAAGGCGGUUUGUCUGGAUCACCUCGGCAAUGUAUACAGCAGCAUAGGAAAGCCUGAGAAGGCUGUCACGUUCUACACGAUGAGUCUGCGGGUCAAGAAAGACAUUGGAGAUAUGACCGGGGAAGCACGUUGCCUCGUACGGAUCGGUCUGGAAUUUCUGGUGUUGGAUCAGUUGAAUCGAGCCUUCGAGGCCUUCACGGAAGCCCUCCACAUGUUCGAACGCUUGGAGGAUGACAACGGCAUCUCCAUUUGCUACGAAAACCUCGGCGACACAUAUAUGAAGAUGGGUGAAAAACGACAAGCUAUCUUCUCCUAUGAUCGCUGUCUUCCAAUCAAGGUUGAGACUUGGGACAAAGUUGGAGAGGCACAGUGUCUUGACAAUCUUGGCUUGGCACAUCUUGCUGCCGGUGAGUGGAGACUUGCGGCAGAAUAUUACGAGCAGAGCUUGGCCAUUUGGAAAGCUGAAGGAAACAAAGCUGCGAUGAUGCAGUGUUACGAGAACCUCGGAGGAGUGGACUUCCAACUUGGCGAACAUAUGCGUUCUAUUGAAUGCUACGUGCAACAUCUCACUCUUUCGCAAGAGAUUGGCGACGGUGCAGCAGAUCACGAAAUUCUACUUCGUCUUGGUCUGUCCAACGCAGCCAUCGGCGAGUAUCAAGUCGCUUUGCAGUUCCUCCAGCAAGCGAUGUCCUUUUACCAGGAACUUCGCGACCCUGAGAGCGAAGCCAAAACUUUGAUCAACAUUGGCACAUGCUAUACGGAACAAAAAAAUUACGACAUUGCUAUGGAGUGUUACGAGAAGGCCUUUGUACUUUGCAGAACAAACGUCGAGUCUGCUAACAAGGCAACUUGCUACUUGAACAUGGGGACUGUGUUUCUAUACAAAAACGAAUACGAGAAAUCAAAGGAAGCUUUUGAAACUGCAAUGCGUUACCUGAAUGAGUUCAGUGAUAAAAGGAUGGAGGCAAGUGAAAUCAUGGUGAUCAAGUCGUUCGGCUCGCUGUAUCGGGAUCUUUGGAUGUCGAACCGUGCGAUCGAACACUUUCAGCAGGCUUAUAAGAUGUGCUCUGAGAUCCAAGACAGCAGGGGAGAAGCAAAGUGUCUCCUCGAAAUGGGCAAGAUCCACUACCGUAAGGGCAACACGCAGGCAGCCAUCCAAUGCAUGGAGGACGCGCUGAGCAUAUCGCGGAAUCAGACGCAGGACAGCAGCGUUGCAAGUUGUCUCAUGGCCAUCGGAGAAGUGCAUUACGCGCAGGGAGACUUUGUGCAAACAAGGGCUCACUUCAGCCAGGCAUGCCAGAUUUGCAAGGAGCACUUGGACCCCCUAGGGAGGCCACAGGUCUCGCUGGUCUCUCGCUCGCCACUAUGA